Molecule: messenger RNA, 2057 nt
Organism: Harpegnathos saltator (Jerdon's jumping ant)
Lineage: Eukaryota; Metazoa; Arthropoda; Insecta; Hymenoptera; Formicidae
Product: odorant receptor Or2-like
Exons: 7
Coding region: 778-1971 (397 amino acids)
Biological process (GO): detection of chemical stimulus involved in sensory perception of smell; sensory perception of smell
Cellular component (GO): plasma membrane
Molecular function (GO): odorant binding; olfactory receptor activity
Source: RefSeq, a predicted model, not a curated record
AUCAAAAGAGCUUGAAUUCUUGACACAAACCUAAAGAAAAACUACUACGAAACUACAGUAUAACAUUCUUUUAUAUACAAAUUUAUAUUAAGACCUGUUGUCUCAUCAGAUUUAGAUUAUUUUCAAUGUGCUUAUCGUAUAAAAGUUAUAUCUCAAUUCAUUCAUGGCUUUACGAUUGUUCUUAUCUCAAUAUAAAUGUCCCGUCCCAGCAUAGUUUCCAAAUUAAAGAAGCAGGAAAAUGAAGUCGUCCUAUAAAACUAUCAACUUUUAUCCUUCUCCUCAAACUGCCUGAAUUCAACUGCCGGCUGGAACUGAUCGUGCGACUAAAGAAUCAUUAAUAAUGCAAGGCCUCUACACAACUCUAUCACAACUUUUUCAUCCAUUGGACUAACUUUCCUCAGUUGUAAAAAACAUCCACAAACUUUACAUGUCCCUUACCAUAAAGUUCAUUUAGUCCCGCACCUUUUUCGCAAUAUAUCGUUGAAAGAGAAAGUCUAUAUGUACGUGAUCGCAAACAUAUAUGAACGUGUAAUGCCAAUUCUAUGACCAUUACACGUUUUUACGAUCAUAAAUUAUUUAUCCACGCUUUUGUCGAACAAAGUACGUCAACAAGGUGAUAGUACAUCUUCUUGGACGUAACGAAUAUUUUAAUUCCCACAAUAUACACGAUAAUAUAAUAGAACUUUUGCGUUUGGAGAAUUAUGUCUUAUAUAUGCUUCGUACAAGUCAAAUAGUCCUUCGUGGAUAACAUGAGACAGUACACAUUUGGCCCUGGACAUGGAACAUUCAACCGGAUACAAUGAUUUCGAGUGGGCGAUUGGUCUAAAUCGGCUCAUGUUGAAAAUCAUCGGACUGUGGCCACCGGACAGUCGAGAUCCUCAUGAGACUAUAAAAUCGAAAUUUCGGCUAUUGUGCAGCAUUAUCAUAAUACUUUUCAUACUGACAAUACCAACUUUUGCGUCGCUAAUAAAAAUAUGGGGCAACAUGAUGCUAAUGAUAGAUAAUUUGAUAUACAGCCUCUCUCUGUUGAUUGCUCUAUUCAAAGUUUUCAUUAUUUGGUACAAACAAGAAGAUUUAGUGCUUCUGAUUGAUAUGAUCGCGAUAGACUGGAUGAAACCAAAGAUAAAAGAGGAGCGGGAUGUUAUGUUAAAGCUUACAAACAUCAGUCGUAUGAUCGCUAUAUAUGGAUGGCUACUGCCGUUCAUUGUAACAAUGAUUUGUAUCACCCUUCCAUGUUUUGGACGGACUAUCAGAUACAUAACAAAUUUGACAGACCCUGGAAAACCGAUGAUGGUACAAACGUACUAUUUACACGGCGUUUCCAAGAGCCCGCAGUUCGAAUUGACGCUUUUGGCCCAAGGAAUUGCUCUGUGCACAACGUGUAUCGCUUAUUAUUCGAUCGACCAUUUCCUCGGAUUAUUAGUCUUGCACGUAUAUGGCCAAAUGGAGAAUCUGCAUAUCCGACUGACACAUAUGGAGCGAUAUACGAACUUUGAUUCAGUUUUGAAAUACAACGUCCAAGAUCACAGCCGCUUAAUCAGAUCCAUUCAAAUCAUCGACGACUCAUUUGAUUUGUUACUGAUUGCCAUAAUAUUAUAUUUCGAUAUAAUAUUCUGCCUACUAGGAUUUUUCAUAAUUAACGUUCUUAAUGACGACGGCCAAUUACCAUUUAUGCAAUUAGUUUGUGUCGUUGGAACUAUCAUAUCCGUUUUGUUGCAUAUGUGUCUUUACUGCGUCGUUGGCGAAAUUCUCGUUACGCAAUGUGAAAAGAUUCAUCGUGCCGCAUACGAAUAUGCAUGGUACACUUUAGAUCCAAAAGCAGCGAGGAACUUAAUUUUAAUAAUGUUGCGCGCAAGCAAACCACUGUAUAUCACGGCUGGGAAGACAUUUCCCAUGACGAUGGCAACGUUUUGCAACUUGUUGAAAACAUCAGCAGGUUAUAUAUCAGUCUUGCUUGCCAAUCAAGAUUAACGGUGAUGAUAAGAACCUUGUGUUCAAACUUUAACAGUCGUUUACUAAAAUAAUUCUCAAAUAAUGAAAUAUCACAAGUAAAUUGC